This is a messenger RNA of Candida tropicalis MYA-3404, 1170 nucleotides long. It is a transcript of the gene TOM40, whose product is annotated as Tom40p. Gene Ontology annotation, biological process: protein import into mitochondrial matrix. NCBI's taxonomy places the organism in Eukaryota, Fungi, Ascomycota, Pichiomycetes, Serinales, Debaryomycetaceae. The coding region runs from base 1 to 1170 and encodes 389 amino acids. The transcript has a single exon. Gene Ontology annotation, molecular function: transmembrane protein transporter activity. The record is from RefSeq and is a predicted model, not a curated record. Gene Ontology annotation, cellular component: mitochondrial outer membrane translocase complex; mitochondrial outer membrane.
AUGUCUCAAUCCGUCACUCCGCCAUUAGGUUCAGCAGAUAUUGCUAAAUUAAGCAUUCCAACUUUGCCACAAGUUACCCCAGAACCACCAAAGCAAAAUGGAUUUUGGUCCUCAAACCCAGUUUUCAGUUACAUCAAUGAUGUUUAUAUUACCAUCGGCGAACACCGUAAGUCCUUAGGCUUAACCAACCCAGGUACAAUCGAAAACUUGAAUAAAGAAGUUUCUCGUGAUGUUUUCUUGAAUCAAUACUUUUUUACUGGUUUAAGAGCUGAUUUGAACAAAGCAUUCUCCAUGAUGCCAGCUUUCCAAACUUCUCACACCUUGAGUAUUGGCUCAAAUGUUUUGCCAGCAUACGCCUUUAGUGCUUUAUACGCUACUGAUGAUUACUUUUUGCAAGGAAAUAUUGACAACGAUUUUUCCUUCUCUGGAAGAAUCAACUAUGGUUGGGACAAAUCAAACAUUUCUAAGAUCACUUUGCAAUUAGCUCACGGACAACCAUCUAUGAUUCAAUUAGAACAAGAUUACCAAGCUAACGAUUUCUCCAUUAACUUAAAGACCUUAAAUCCAAAUUUCUUGUCUGGUAACGAGUUUAGUGGUGUUGUUGUUGGUUCAAUUUUGCAAUCCUUGAGCACUAAAUUAGCUGUUGGUUUGGAAACCAUGUACUCUAAGCAACCAUUAUCUCCACCAGACACUGCUGUUUCUUAUGUCGCCCGUUAUAACGCUGGUAACUGGAUUGCUUCUGCUCAACUUCAAGCCCAAGGUGCUUUGAUUGCCAGUUUCUGGAGAAAGGUUACUGACAAAGUUGAAGCCGGUUUAGAAACUCAAGUUGCUGCUACCAUGAAGCAAGUUGCUGAUCCAUUGAUGGGUAUUGGUUUUGAACCAGUCAUUGAAGGUCAAACCACCAUUGGUGCUAAAUACGAAUACAGAACUGCUGUUUUCAGAGGUCAAUUGGAUUCAAAGGGUAAGAUUAGUGCUUUCUUGGAAAAGAGAAUUUUACCAACUGUUUCUGUCUUAUUUUCUGGGGAAAUCGACCAAUUCAAGAACUCAUCUCGUUUAGGUUUAGGUUUACAAUUUGAAGCUGCUGGUAACGAACAAUUAAUGUUGAUGCAACAAGGUUUAGUUGACGCCAAUGGUAACCCAAUCCCAGGUGCUUCUGCCGCUCAAAUGUAA